Molecule: messenger RNA, 1626 nt
Organism: Lacerta agilis (Sand lizard)
Lineage: Eukaryota; Metazoa; Chordata; Lepidosauria; Squamata; Lacertidae
Gene: FYRD1
Product: transforming growth factor beta regulator 1
Exons: 1
Coding region: 42-1064 (340 amino acids)
Biological process (GO): regulation of cell cycle
Cellular component (GO): nucleus
Source: RefSeq, a predicted model, not a curated record
CAAGCGAGCCCCUUUCCAUCCUGCCCUCACCCCCCCUUGCCAUGAAGAAAACCCUACGCAAAAACCAAGGCGAGCGCUACCGCCUGAAAUUCCGGCGCCUGCGCCGUGCAGCCAAAGUGCUGGUUUACGAGAACGCAGCUCUGUGUGACGAGAUUGCCAGGCUCGAGGCGAAAUACCUGCGUGUCCGUGAAGAGCGUCGGUUCCUGCUCGCUCGCCUGCUGCAAGCGCAAGCCCUGGCGGAAGACGAGCCUCCUCUGCCGGCCGUCGCUUCCGCUUCGCAGCCCUCGCCGGAUGAGCUGGCCGCCCGCAAGCCCCGCCGAGAACGCAAAGGCAAAGAGAACGGCCGGGCCUCUAAGCGCAGGGCAGCCCCCGAGCUCGGCGUCCGCCGGCUGGUUCCGCCGCUUCCUUUGGAUCCUUCCGGGCGGCCGGUUUUACCCAUUGCGUUGGGUCCGCUGACGGUCUACAGCUUGGGGGAAAUUGUUCCCGACCGCCCAGGCUUCCACACGGAGACGGCCAUCUAUCCCGUCGGUUACUGCAGCACCAGGAUCUUCGCCAGCACCCGAAGACCAGUCCACCGCUGCCUCUACACCUGCCAGAUCAAGGAUGGCGGUGGCGGGCCACACUUUGAGAUUGCCCCCGAGGACGAGCCGGGCUGCGUGGUCGCUGGCUCCACUCCCGACUCCUGCCACGCCCAGCUUCUCGAGGCUGUGGGAGCAGCGCAGCUUGAGCCGGCAGGGGCCGAGUUCUUUGGCCUCUCCCACCCGGCCAUUCAGCACCUCAUCCAGAGCUGCCCAGGAGCUCGCAAGUGCACUCGGUACCGCUGGCUGCGCUUUGAGGUGUGCCGCCAAGCAGAUGGCCCCCCUCCUGAGGGGUUGCCCCCGGGAAACCCUGGGACUGACUAUGAGGCUUUCCAAAGCCAAGGCCUGGCUGGGCCUGUGGGCCUGGACUUCCCCACUGCCACCCCUUCCCCACCGAGCGGCAACGGGUAUGCAGAACUUUUUCUGCCCUGUGCUCCCUCUGGAGGCUCCCCCAUCCCCCAAAGCCCAGAGAGUGACACUGAUUGAAUUGGGUCGGAGCCGUCCAUUAUUUCACCCGAGUUUUCUAGUAGCUGCAACCGCAUAGAUGUCAUAAACUGCUAGUUCUAUACAAAGGGUCUGCUUUGAAGCUGGUGUUGUCUCUUUUAUUCUUCAUGGGCAUCAGUUUGCAUGGAGACACCCUAAAAGGGGGUAGCCAGUGUGGUGCCCUGCAGAUGUGGUUCGACUACAGCUCCCAUCAGCCUGAGCUAGUAUGGCCAAUCAUCGGGGAUGAUGGGAAUUGCAGUCUUAACAGCACCUGGAGGGCACUGUGUUGCCUAUUUCUCCCCUGGAGUAGCCAUGUUAUUUACAUUCUCACACACUAUUGAAAUAAGUACUUCAAAUGAUUGCUUGUCAAUUUUCUUCUUUCGGUGUUCCUACUUUAAUGAAAAUCACUGUCGCUUAUGGUUGGGGGUUUCCCUGGGUUGAGCCAGAGCAGAAUUAGGCCAACAUCGGCAGAAUCAUGUGGGCAUGCUUAACUAUCUACAAAGAGACAUUUCCAUCGGAGGACUCAUCAGUGAAACCUGUUAGUAAUAAAGCUUUUGAAAUUUUG